Molecule: messenger RNA, 1212 nt
Organism: Paramecium sonneborni
Lineage: Eukaryota; Ciliophora; Oligohymenophorea; Peniculida; Parameciidae
Source: the annotation of a GenBank genome assembly
AUGUCUUAAGAUAAACAUGCUAUUGUUAUUGAUAAUGGAUCAUAUCAAUGUAAAGCAGGUAUGGCAGAAGAAAAAGAACCAAAAUUUUGCUUUCAUUCAUGUGUAGGAAGACCAAAAUUUGAACAAAGUAGAUGGAAUAUGGGCGAAAAAGAAAUUUGUGUUGGUGAUGGAGUUUUAGAAAAGAGAGCUGUUUUAUCAAUUAAAUGGCCAAUUGAAUUUGGAAUUAUUGUAAAUUUUGAUGGUAUUGAAAAUAUGUAUCCACUAUUUAGAUAUGGAAAGAGUUUGGCUUCAUGCAUUCAAUAAAUUAGGCGUCUAUCCAGAAGACCAUCCAGUUCUUUUGACUGAAACUGUAAAAAAUCCAAAGGCAAAUAGAGAAAAAAUAACAUAAAUAUAUUUCGAAACAUUCAAUGUGCCAUAGUUCUUAGUUGUUAAUUAGGGAUAUCUCUCACUGAUGGCUUCAGGGAGAUCCACUGGUAUUGUCUUAGACUCUGGAUAUAGUGUUUCAAACAUAGUUCCAGUCUUUGAAUCAUCUACUUUAUUAGAUGAUACUCUGAAAACUGAUUUGGCAGGAAGAGCCUGCGAUAGAAAAAUGGCUUCUAUUGCAGAGGAAUUGGGUGAUGUAAGCUAAAAAUGGACUGAAAAGAGAAAUGAAGAAAUUGCAAGAGAUAUUAAAGAGGAAUUAUGUUAUGUUGCUCUUGAUUAUGAAGAGGAAAUGGAAAAAUACAAGAAUAGUGAUGGAUAAAGUAGAUAUUUUCAAUUACCAGAUGGAAGUGAGGUUAAGAUCGUUGAUCAAAGAUUUAGAUGUCCAGAAAUACUUUUUAAUCCUUUAUUACAAAAUUCUAAAAAUUUGGGUCUUGAUAGCAUAGGAAUUCCUUAAAAAAUAUAUAAUUCAAUUAAUAAGUGCGAUAUUGAUAUCAGAAGAGAUCUGUAAUAAUUAUAUUUAAUUUAUGUCUUAGUUAUGAAAAUAUUUUAUUAGCAGGAGGAAAUACUUUGAUACCAGGAUUCAAAGAAAGAUUAGAAAAAGAAUUAGCAUCACUUGCACCUUCCACAAUUAAAAUAAAAGUUGAUGCCCCAAAUAAUAGAAAAUUAACAUGCUUUAUUGGAGGAUCAAUCAUGGCAUCAUUAUCAUCUAACCAAACCAAGUGGAUCACAAGUUCAGAAUAUGAGGAAUAUGGCCCAACUAUUGUUCAUAGGAAGCUUUUUGAUAUUUGA